Saimiri boliviensis boliviensis (Bolivian squirrel monkey) is the source of this 780-nucleotide messenger RNA. NCBI's taxonomy places the organism in Eukaryota, Metazoa, Chordata, Mammalia, Primates, Cebidae. The record is from RefSeq and is a predicted model, not a curated record.
AUGGAUAUUUUGACUUGCAGAGCAGAGGACUUGUAUGAAGACUUUUGCAGAUAUACAACUGAAGGUCUGACAAACCUGAAGAAGAUUAAUUUAUUUCGUUUGACCCACUUAUCUGACAUUGGAGAGGGAAUGGAUUACAUAGUCAAGUCUCUGUCAAGUGAACCCUGGAACCCUGAAGAAAUCCAAUUAGUCUCCUGCUGCUUGUCUGCAAAUGCAGUGAAAAUCCUAGCUCAGAAUCUUCACAAUUUGUUCAAACCGAGCAUUCUUGAUUUAUCAGAAAAUAACCUGGGAAAAGAUGAAAAUGAAGCUCUACAUGAACUGAUUGACAGGCUUAACAUGCUAGAACAGUUCACUGCACUGAUGCUGCCCUGGGGCUGUGAUACAGGCAACCUGACCAGCCUGUUGAGACAUUUGGAGGAGGUCCCAUAACUCAUCAAGCUUGGGUUGAAAAACUGGAGACUCAAAGAUACAGAGAUUAGAAUUUUAGGUGCAUUUUUUUAACAGAGCCCUCUAAAAAACUUCCAGCAGUUGAACUUGGCAGGAAAUUGUGUGAGCAGUGAUGGAUGGCUUUCCUUUAUGAGUGUAUUUGAGAACUUAAGCAAAUUAGUGUUUUUUGACUUCGGUACUAAAGAAUUUCUACCUGAUGCAGCAUUAGUCAGAAAACUUAGCCAUGUGUUAUCCAAGUUAACUUUUCGGCAAGAAGCUAGGCUUGUUGGGUGGCAAUUUGAUGAUGAUGAUCUCAGUCUUAUUAAAGGUGCUUUUAAACUAGUAACUGCUUAA